CAAAGUGAUCACCUUACGCGCAUUGCAUCAUCCGAUCAACGUCAACCGUCGCUUGAUCGCCGUGCGAUCGCCAAACUCAGACAGCACUAAAUCUACGCAAGGAUGUAGCGCUGCUCUUUUACGCUGCGGCGCUAUAUCUCGAACCGAUAUAAUACCCUGGAAACGGCCGUAAGGACGCAUGGACCCAGACCGCGACGGAAUCACGUCAUAAAAUUCCGAGGUUCUGAGCAAUUUUGAGGCAAACUUUGCUGGACUUCCCCUUCUCAUCCUUCCUUCUCCAUUACAGACUUGCGUAAUACCAACGGGAAUUCCACUCUAAAAGACGCUUGGACUCGCGCUGCACUCUCUCUCCUUCACCUCACAUUCCUUUGCUUGUUCCACCCAUGCCGACCCUCAAUGAAAAGCACAAUGCCGAGAUUCAAUUUGAGACUCCCGAAUGCAUUGUGGAGAGAAAGCAAACGCCGCUUCCCGUUCAUGUUCUACCUGAAGCCGCGCUAGUUGCUGACGGAGGACGUGAGGCCUGGGGCACAGUGGUCGCAUCUUUCUUGGUUAUGUUCUGCAGCUUCGGGUACAGCAGCUCCUUUGGUGUCUAUCAAGACUUCUACGCUCGGACGUACUUGGACAACUACUCUUCGUCUUCGAUCUCAUGGAUUGGGAGCGUCAACAUCUUUAUCCUGCUCUCAGGCGGAUUCGCCGCUGGGCGCCUGCACGAUCAAGGCUACUUCUACUAUCUGAUGUUCGGAGGCUGCUUACUGACGUCGCUGUCUCUGUUUAUGCUGUCGCUCGCUCAGCCAAACCACUUUUACCAAGUUUUCCUCACUCAGGGAGUCGCGAAUGGAAUCGGCGCAGGCAUGACCUAUGUGCCAUGCAUGGCCGUUCUAUCACAUCACUUCCAGAAGCGUCGAGCGCUGGCCAUGUCCAUCGUUGCUUCCGGCUCCUCUUUAGGGGCCGUUAUCCACCCGAUCAUGCUCAAUCAUACAUUGCGCAGCGGACUGAGCUUCGGCAAUGCCGUCCGCGUUAGCGCCGGUCUCAUCUCCGGGCUAUUGCUCUUCGCAUGUUUGCUGUUCCGCACGCGACUCGCUCCUCCCAAGCAAACGAUUCAUCUCCGUCAUAUCUUGGUCAAGUUUGCCCGGGAUAAAGCCUACGUCACAGCGACUCUGGGGCUUUGUGUCUACACAGUCGGCUUCUACUAUCCACUCUUUUAUCUCCAACUUGACGCAGUGCAACACGACCUUGAUCCAUCCUUUGCCUUCUAUGCACUGGUGAUCAUGAACUCGUCGAGUUUCCUUGGCCGACUCGCCCCGGGCUUCUUUGCUGGACGACUGAAUCCCAAGACCAUGAUGGCCAUCAGCACGGCCUGUGGGGCCAUCCUGAUCCUCGCGAUGAUGGCCCUCAGGAACAUCGCCAGUGUAGUGACCAUCGGUGUCUUGUACGGCUUCUGCGCAGGAUGCAUCGUCACUCUCGUGGGCCCGCUCUUCGCUUCUCUCACCGACGACAUGUCCGAGCUGGGUGCUCGGCUUGGUCUCUGUACUUCCCUGAGUGGACUCGGAAUCCUGAUCGGCCCUCCCCUCGACGGCAUGCUAUUGACAGACAAGUUCUACUGGUGGCGUCCUGCUCUCUUCAGUGGGAUUAUGGCCGCCGUUGGAUGCGCACUGUUCCUGCUCAUGUUCGUUCUCCACAGGAAGAAGAGAGCAGCCGGAGUCGUUGUCGAAUUGGCCUUGGUCCAUGUCGACGCCCACAAGUGCUAGAUCUAUGCUCUGCUUGUCGAGUUUGUACAUCUAUCUAUAUUUACCACACAUACGCUCUCGGGCCGGGCCGGUACCCGGCAACUCCUAAUGCCUAUCAUAAUCAUACCGUCAUUCAUCACCUUCUGUGAGGCAGGCAGUCCCACUGGUUGCCCGGCGCCAUGUCGACGUCCUCUGGCUCUCAGCCUCAGGUAACCUCCAGUGCACCGCCGCCAGGCGGCGGUGGCGGCACCGACAGCACUUUUCCUGGUCCCGGUGCAGGGAACCCCAAGCUGUAUAUUUAUACCUUCCUCUCCACGGUCGUGGUCCUGACCGUAGCCACUGCGUUCCUCGUCCUGCGCAUGCACCUCGCGCGAAGGAGGAUACAACGCGCGAUAGCCAAUGGGACCUUCGUAGCGCCUGGACAGCCUGGGAACGCGAAGCCAGUAACGCUGCUGCGGAGGCCAAAGAUGUACGACGUGUAUGUUGACGAAAAGGCGGAUGGGAAAGGUUGUUGGGAGGCAUUGCAUGUGCGUUCUUCCCUGUCUCUCUAUGUAUCACGAUCCUGCGCUGCUGACAAGCGCCUCCCUUCGCAGCCCGUCGCGGCUUUGGAUACCUCACUAUUGUACACGAAGCCGCCAGGGCCGGUGGAAAGUCCGAGCAACCACGCGGACCAAAGUCCACCGAGCAGGCGUCCAUUCACGCUGCGCACUCUGCUCAGACCGAUUCGUGCCGUCCGAGAAUCUCAGCUUCCAGAUUCUUUCUCCUCCCGUUCCGACGACCACUCCCCUCCUGCCGAGGCCGAGAUGUCCAAUCCAGCUUCCCCUUCCUCUCCUCCUUCUCCUCCCGCUCAACUCUGCGUCGCGGUGUUGGUCCACAUGCCCGACUCCCUGGCUGGCUGCAACAACGCUUGCGAUGCGCGGCGCAACGCCAAGGGAGACGAUAACGAAGAUCUGCCGUGUUAUGAGAUGGGAUUCGUUGAUGCCCGGGUUCUACGGCCAAUGCAAGUUGACUGAUCGUGUGUAAUACUAGUAGUCUGUGCGUAUGAUGGGACUGCUCGUCCCGGCCGCAGCAUCCAACAUGCUGCUCUGGCCGCGUUGAUCCAGAUUUCUCCCCACUGAUGUUACCCGCAGAGCUUGACUACAGUGAGCUGCGACACUGUAAGCUCCGACAGCCAUUAGCAAGCAAGCUCCCACACGAUUCUCUAGUCACAGGUGCCAUCUUGCAGACUGAUGCUGGCCAAUCAGGACACUGAUCUAAUAAGAUAUGUAUAGACUGAAAGCGUUCUACGAUUUCCCGUAUUAGACGAGCUGCGCGGUGAGAAAUCUAUCUUCGUCGUGGGGUCAAAGCUUGCCUCGAGAUUGGAGUGGACUGUUGGCUCCACUCACAUCAGAAAGGGAUCAUUGCCCUCAUGGCAAUGAUGUGUCUCGUGGUUCUUCAAUGUGGCUGAGGACCAGCUUACGCUAUCAGGGAGGUGCUGAUUCGACUUUCGGGGAUAUACCCUUCUUCUGUGAGAGUCGACAGCCCUGAGUCGAUUACUCGUUCAGUGACAGGGAGACUGCCAGCAGAAAGGCACGCUGAACCAAUAGCCCAGCCCGCGUGCAACUUCUUCGUGCUAUCCUUCGAGGAACCACCCACGACCCAAACUUCGAUCUUGAUCCUGUUCCAAGUUUUUCGAACGCGAUCGCUUCCAAACUGGACCCGAUCCAGGGCAUGGCCCCUAUCCAGUGGUUCACAAGACAUGAGAUUCCAUGGCAGAGAUCCGUCGAAGGGAACGAGAUCCACGUCAGGGAGACCGCAGUCAGGUACCUGGGUUAGCCGGAAUCCGGAGUCAGAAAACCCUGUCUCGAAAGGCGAGGUUCUUCGAAGGCGUGGAAUCUGAACCUUAACUACUUCCAGCGUUCUCGGGAGCAAUAAUAGCUCGAUUUUUUGCGGCUCGCGGUACGCAGACAUAGAUAUUUGACGUCGAAAAUUUUCUGUGGGUGGGAUACCGUCGUCCAUAAGGGUCAAGGUCUGUUUUAGGAAAGUGCGAUCAUGAUCCAAUGCUGGGGUCCAGUGAGUGAUCUCCAGUCA
Messenger RNA from Mycena citricolor, 3797 nucleotides. The record is from the annotation of a GenBank genome assembly. NCBI's taxonomy places the organism in Eukaryota, Fungi, Basidiomycota, Agaricomycetes, Agaricales, Mycenaceae.